Molecule: messenger RNA, 2949 nt
Organism: Sander lucioperca (pikeperch)
Lineage: Eukaryota; Metazoa; Chordata; Actinopteri; Perciformes; Percidae
Gene: cdc42se2
Product: CDC42 small effector 2
Exons: 5
Coding region: 451-681 (76 amino acids)
Biological process (GO): regulation of Rho protein signal transduction
Cellular component (GO): plasma membrane
Molecular function (GO): small GTPase binding
Source: RefSeq, a predicted model, not a curated record
CUCAAACAUUAUUUUCGUCUCUUCGUCUGUUAAUGGCCUCAUCUUGGAUAUUUAAAGCAACUUUUAUCAGCGAAUAACGUUAGUUGUAUCUCCUGUGCGAAACGUGAAAACGUGGGUCAACACGGAAGCCGUCACACUUUGCAGCGGAAGUCGGUUGACGCAAUCAGGGAGCGUAGUUCCUGGUUGUGUUUUUUUUUUUUUGCAUUCUUUAGCUUUCAGUCGAUCUUACGAUUUUACUCCGGCAAACCGGUCGCCAUCUGGAGCGUGCUGCCCUGUGUUGGGAGAACAAUUCUUGUGCCAACGGUUUACCCCGGAGAAACCAUUGGUCCGUGUCUGUCAUCAGUUUCCGGCGUGUGUUUGUGGCUCUGGUAACACUGAACAGGAAGACAGACGCAGAGAGACGUCUGCACUGAGAGAGGAAACUGCUGCGGCUUCUUCGUCAGCCUCAGAAUGACUGAGUUCUGGGUUUGUUUCAGCUGCUGCAUUGCAGAGCAGCCACAACCUAAACGGCGGCGACGGAUCGAUCGCUCCAUGAUCGGGGAGCCAACAAACUUUGUUCACACCACACACGUAGGCUCGGGGGACAUGGGCCAUGGAUUGGCAUCAGUGGACCUUGUUCAGGCCCAGAUGAAAUCUAAAGGGGGCUACGUGCAUGGAGGAUCUGAAGGUUCUCAGUUGUAACAAGCCCUUCACAGUCUUGUGGAAACUACUGUUGUUGAUAUGAGGAAGCGUUUUCAAAAAGCAGUUCUGUCUGUAACGGACACAGGACCAAAAGAUGAAACUACUGCUUUUCCAUAAUGUUGUAUAUAUUUUUUAUUUUCCAUUCCUUUGUUUUUUUGUUUGUUUUUUUUUGUUUGUUUUUUUAAUGAAAGCACUGCUAUCCAUUUGCUGCCAUACUGUUGCACUGUAAAGAGUAACUGUUAAGAAUUGAUAAGAGGAUUUAGAAAGCUCAUAAUCGCAGUCAGACGUAUGCUUGUGUGUAUGCAUGAGGAAAAUAUUUUCAAAAAUAUUUGCUGUUGUAGCCCAUUUGGAUGCCUGUAUUUAUUUUCUGAUUUGUAAAUGGACCUCAUGGUGGCUGGGCCACGCUGGAGAUUUGGAACAUUCAGUUUCUUUCUUUAUUAUCAGAGGUUCAUCAAAGGACAGGUAGAGGUAGCAAGGCAAAAAGCGAUAUGUUCAUUGUUUUAUUCUGAGAAAUACUCAUGAUCCUCUGAGUUGCUUUCAGGGUUGAAGAUUGCUGUCUUGUAAUAAACUUGAAUGAGUAGAGUACACUGGAUCAUACAUUGUACACUCACACUUGCUAGGGAAUUUCGCAUUGAUUUCAACUGUUUUUUUUUUUUUUUUUAAUACUCAUUUAGAUUAAACCAUAUAGAAUUUUAAUAAACUAUAAACUUCCUAAUCUGCCUUCUGAAGUCAUGUUUAUUUGUUUUACCGGUGACGUUUGGCAGCUUCAUGCUGCAAAUACUGAGCGUAGUAGUUCCAAGACAAUUCAUAUUUUUCUAUGUCUUUUCUUCUUUUUCAAGGCUUGUGUACCAGCAGUAGACCAAGAAUUAAACUUGGAAGUAACCAAAUCACACUGCAAACAGUGCCACAAAUGUGGGUCAGGGUUGAUACAUGGUUUGUUAUACCGCUGUGCUGCCUUUUCCCUCACACAGUUUGUGUUACACACUGCUCCUUGUCAUGACAUCUCUUGACAUAAAAAUAAUCUUUCUGUCAUUUAUUUGGCUGAUACACUCAUAAUCCUGUCAGAAAGGAGGUCUUAGUAGUUUUGUGUUUCUUUGAAAACUCGAAUGCCGCACCUCCUUAAAGCUGCCAGAUGCUACUACAUCUGGCACUCAAUCUAAUGCGACCCACCUUUUGUAGCAGUGUUUGCGAUUAGGUUGCUUCAGUGUUAAAAUAUGUUUUCAUGUGAUGUUAACAUUAUUUUGUCCAAAACAUUUAAAAUUACAAAAAGUUAUAUUUCCUUUUUCAAGGGUAUAUCAUUUUCUAUAAAGGUUUCCUCUCUUAGGGGAAAGUAAAUAAGUGCAGCUCUUAUUGGCUGAUUACGUUGGUUGUCAGUUGUGUUAGGGAUCAGACUAAAGUUAAGAUUCUCCCUUUUUAUUGACCGGCUGGUACACUUUCGUCCUUCAGUAUUGCCAUUAUUGUUCAUCAUGUACACACUGCUCAUCACUGCUCACAGUCAUUAUAAAUGAAAAGUGUUGACCAAACCCGCCAGGCCUGGAUCUAUUAAUACAUGUGAUUAUUUGUCCUCCAUGUACAUCAACAGAUAACAACAGAAUGUGGUUCUUUUAUUAAGUCAAGCGAAAGUCUGUGUAAAUUGGUGUUAAAUAAGUACUAUUGUCCUACUAUUUAUGAUAAAAGAAUGAUAUAUUUGGUGUUGGUACCAGGCAACAUGAAUGCUGGAUAGAUAUUCUUACAUAUGUUAUAUAUUGUCAUUUACAGCCUUAAAACUGCUGGUAACCACUUCCCCAACAUAGAUUUAAUAUUGUGAUUCAUCAGGCUAAAAUAUUGUCACAUAGAUCAUCUGUCCCUCUUUAAAUGUUUCUGUAGUAAAUCCUGUGUGAAAAGAGAUCCAAAAAUGAGUAGACUAGUUUGUGUUUUCCAGCUCUGUGCUGAACGCUGCGACUGCAGUAUAUUAUCUGACCAGCAGGCUGUGCUAGUGGACUGGUUGAAUGUGACUUUAAACAUUUUUGGGAUUGUUAUGAUGACACUGUAAAUACGUAACAUGAAAGUAAAGGAUCCAUGGUUUAUAUGUAUUCAGGGUCAUAUGUAUAUUUUAGGUUACUUUUCUUUAUAACAUUACUGGGAAGGCAGAGAGUUGGAGCAGUGUUUUUUUGUUGUCUUUCCUCAGGAACUGCCUGAUAUGUAGUUCCCACUUUAAGGGAAGUUCAUCUGUCUUUUUUCUGCAUUUUUCAGAAUAAUGACAAAUAAAUGUUAAAUGUUGAUGUUUGA